CCUCGAAGCCUCAAAAUUGAUUGAUCUCUGAGACUUCCCGAGGCAAAUUCUUCUACUCAGUCUGUGUGAUUGAUUUACCUUCUUCUAUUGUCGAGAAUUGCCUCCAUCUUUACCCCAGUGACGAACAGAGUGUCCCUUUACGAGCAACCCGCUGAAGCAGUCAUUAAAAACACACUCGUUGCUUUCUCUAACCAAUAUUACUGCCAUCUAAAUUUGUAUGAGUCAUCGAUCAUGGCGUACACCGAUGAUGCAGUUAAAGCGAAGCUCUCGGCGCUGAACGAGACCCAGGAGGGAAUUGUGACCGUCGCGCAAUGGGUCAUGUUCCAUAGACGCCAUGCCGAACGGACUGCCCAACUGUGGUUACAAAAACUUCGAGACUCUCCCGCCUCAAAGCGGCUGAAUUUGAUAUACCUCGCAAACGAGGUCGCGCAGCAGUCAAGAGCGCGAAGGAAAGAAGAUUUUCUCAUUGCAUUUUCUCCUGUGAUCGCUGAAGCCACGGCAAUUGCGUAUAAAGGUGCUUCGAAUGACAUCCAGCAAAAGAUUAGACGCGUAGUUGAGGUUUGGAGACAGCGAUCUAUCUUCGAACUUCCAAUUCAGGAGGCCGUUGAAGCUCGAGUGGAUGAAAUCGAUAAAACACGAUCAACUGGCAAAAAGCCUCUGCUAGGUGGAUCGCUGUUUUCAGGUCCCUCCGGAUCAACACCCUCCGAACUUCAACCGUUAGUUCCCCUCCAGGUGGCCCUUUCUAAAGCAGCUGUGGCCUCAGGGACCUCUGCCACAUCUGCAAACACAGAAUAUGAUAAGCUUCACGACCCGAAUGCACCGCUGCCAACGCCUCCUGUCUAUGCUGCACGCCUGAGUCAGCUCCUGAAAGCUCUUGCGAAUGCAGAAAGUUCCGUCUCAGAGGUCAUUAAGUCCCGGCUUGCUCUAAUCGACGGCCUUGAAAAGCUUCUUGAGACAAACCGCGCGGCUUUAUCGAAGGAACAAACUCUAGCUGCUCAACUGCAAGAUAGGAAAUUAGACACUGAGACAAAGAAGCGCGACGUUGAAGAUGGAAUCAUGAGAGGGCUUUCCACUGACAAUUCCCCGGUGGUCAACUUCCCAAACCUUGGAGCUGGUGGAGAAACUAUCUCUCGUCCAGAAGUUGAAGCUCUAACCCCUCCUCCCGUGGAGGCCAUUACACCAGAUGGCUCUCCGAAGCAGAGACAUGACGAUCUGGAAAAUGGAUCUCAGAUGACAGGAGAUUUCGCUCUUUCACGACCUGAACACCCUGUUGAAGCUUCCCUGCCUGGCCUAGGCCAGUCUUCCACCACUGCGUUUGGCGAUCUCCAACAGGAGUCUAUGAAUGGAUUCCAUGCCAAAAAGCGGAAAGUCGCCCAUGAAGAUGAGGACUACGCUAAGUUCGCAGGCGGGGAUCUAGAUGCAGAUGUUGCAGAGCUUCUGAAGCAGGAGAACAACCUGUAGUGCUGAACCAUGUUGCUUCGCGUAUAAUUUCGGAGUAUCUUUUUGACUGGCACCGAUGAUGGCUGGUUUCCCCCUCCCCCCCUACCUUUGUGUUCAAUAGUAUCUUCUUUCGCGCAUGAACAUUUUGAUACCUAAUCUGCUUUGUCAGACUUGUAAUAUCGUUUCUAUUUUUUUUUUUAUUAUAGACGUACCAAGGUUCUCCUUGUAAUUUGUCUGAUCAUGAAUACUGUCCUCAACCCU
Molecule: messenger RNA, 1701 nt
Organism: Aspergillus ochraceoroseus IBT 24754
Lineage: Eukaryota; Fungi; Ascomycota; Eurotiomycetes; Eurotiales; Aspergillaceae
Product: CTD-interacting domain-containing protein
Exons: 5
Coding region: 232-1461 (409 amino acids)
Biological process (GO): mRNA 3'-end processing
Cellular component (GO): RNA polymerase II, holoenzyme
Molecular function (GO): RNA polymerase II C-terminal domain binding
Source: RefSeq, a predicted model, not a curated record